Messenger RNA from Prorocentrum cordatum, 2881 nucleotides. Lineage: Eukaryota; Dinophyceae; Prorocentrales; Prorocentraceae. The record is from the annotation of a GenBank genome assembly.
CCCUAUCCCGACUCUGCUGGGGCUCACGUUUUCAGCGGGUAUGCAGUCGCAGUGCUCGGCCAGCGCUCUCGGGGCCCUGGUGACCUUGGUGGGCUUCAUGGCCCACGUCGUGAUCGGGCCCGCGCUGGCUCCUGAAGGCGCUGCUUGGCCGCGGGACGGCCAUGGACACGAGCUGGAGGACAGCUCGGCGUCGGCGACGGUGACGAGGACCACCACGGCCAGCCCGGCGCCCGUGUGCCAUUUCCUGGCGCCGCUGGCGCCAGAGGCGGCCGCCCCGCAGCCGCUGCGGGUGGCCGGAAACGGGCUCGCGGCCACGGUGGAGCUGCCCGUGGCGUUGGUCGGCGGCAGCACGGCGGCAGCGGCGGCGGUGGCCUGUGGCGCUGGCUGGGAGCUGGCCUCGCGGCGGAGCUCGGCCAGGCUUGCGUUCGAGCCGAUCGGCGAGGCGCGGAUCCACGUGGCGCGAUGGCGCUGGACGAUGCCGCGCUGGGUCUGCGCGUGCUGGUGCAGUGCGGCGCGGACCCAGGGACCUGGCGGACUACAACUCGAUCGCGAGAUGGACUGGGCGGCGGCGGUACCCCCUGGGGUCAGAGACGUGGUCGCGUUCAACCGAGAGCUGCAGCGUGACGAGGUGUUCAGCCUUGUGAGACGCGCACGAGGAGAGGUGGUGCUGGAGAACGGCGCUGGCGCUACCAGCUGGUGGACGCAGGACGGGAUCGACUGGGCUUGGCAUCACCUGGCGGUGCCGGCUGCUACGGCCGUGGAGGUCCCUCGCGUUCGUCGGCGAGUGAGCGGGAAUCACAGUAAGGCCCAGACGAAGGGCGCUGCUAUUACGGAGCCCGCGUUACCCUUGACCGAUGGCGCUCCUCCGCCGCCUCCGUCGCCCUGCGACCGUCCCUCGGGCUGCUGGGUGCUGGCCGCGCUGGAGGGCGGCGAGGACUUCGGCCGCCAGGUCGAGAUUUCGGCGGUGGCGAUCCUGCGCGGGCGACAUGGUCUCGGCAAGUUUGAUGGUGAGUGGGUCCCCAUGGUGUGCGUAACUACGGGGGCGCCUGAGGGCUGGCGAGAUGAGAAGAUCAUCGCAGCGGAUCGCCUCGGGCCGCCUCGCGCCCGCCUGGGCGAUCAUCUCUUCCCUGACGGCGAGGUGGCGGUCGCCGGCGCGCCCCUGCCCGUGGCGUCGGGCGAGGAGGGGCCCGCCGCAGCCGGCGGUGAGAUUCGUGGGGGCCCGAGGACGUGCUGGAUCGAUGUCGACGACACGGGGUCGGGAUUCAAGGAGUGGCGCAACGUUGGGGAGAGCGCGCAGGAGGUGAUCGCCGAAGCGAGCCUCCAUGGGGCGCACGCUUGCUUGGAGGGCGCGGAGGCCCGCGCGUGCAGGGCCGACCAGGCUAGCGGGGGCGCGGUCAAGUACCUGGCCGGGACUUCAGACCCGCUCGACCUGGCGCCAGGGGCAGUUCGCCGCUGUGCGAGUCGCCUGAGCAAGGAGGAGCGGGAGCUGGAGGCGCUGCGGGCUCGCGCCAAGGCGCCGGGCAUGACGCCUGGCGAGGGCGCGCGGGCUGUUGCCGCGGCGGCGGCGAUGCUGGAGACGGGGGCCGUGUCGGCGGCCGUGGGCGCGGGCGUGGCGGGCGGGGCCGCGGGCCUCGCCCGCCGGUGGCUAGGCGACGGCAGUGCGGCCUGCGAGAUCUUGAACUAUUUGCGUGGGCGAUUUUUGUCAACGGCCCGCCGGUGGUUCGGCGUUGACAGCGCCGUCUCGGAGGAGGGGGCCCUCGCCGGGCGUCUCAAGGGCAAGGCGGGGCGCGCUCCGCUUGGCUCAACCAGUAUGGGCUCCUACGAGUACCCGCGGGUCAGCUUGCCAGAGAGUGUCGUCGAUGGUCCCAGCCUGGCCUCGAUGCUAGCCGCGCAGGCGAGGCUCUACUUCGACGAGUUUGCCGCCCUCGGCCACUGCGUGCACGUGGGCAACGCAGGCGUCAUCGGCCUGCGCGCUCCGCGCGUUGAGGCGGCGCUGUUGGAGGCGCAGAAGGAUUUCGACAACGAUCGCUUGAAGUUCCACGAGGUUGAGCUGCUGCCCGAGGGGGGCCGCGCCCUCGGCUGUUUCGUGGAGGGGGGGUGGCUCGCUACCCGGCCCACUGACAAGAGGUUCGCCGUGGCUCGGAAGGGCCUCAGAUGUCUCCUGGGGCGCCAUAAGGUAGCGUGCUGGCAGCUGGACCUUCAUGGCCCUGGUUCGGCCUGUUUCGACUCGGAGACGGUGGCCGGGGUCGGCCGCAUUUCCGAGCAGCCGCGGUGGCGCCUGGGUGCUGGGCUGGCGCGCCAUCAUGCCUUCGAGUGCGUUGGGUUCUUGCUGGACAGCGAGACGGGCCAGGUUGUCAGGGGCGCUGGCGGGGCGCCGUGCCAGCUCGACGCCGAGGUGAGGCGCGUGCUUGACAGCGAGCGCUGGGAGCGCAGCGUGGAAGCAUGCGGCGUCGGGCGCUGGACAGGUCUGUCCUCGGCGCCGAGCGAGCCGAGCAGGUCAGCGCUGGUUCCGCACUUGGGAGCGGUGGAGAACUGCUUGGAAGCGGGUCGCCGCGAAGCUCCGGCUGACGCGGGCGUGGCGGUGAGCCAGAGCGAGGGCGGCGGCGUCGUGGAGGAGCCCGCCGCAGCUGCCAGCCGCUGGUGGCGCCUCGCGACUCCGGGCAGGGCCCGGGUCAGGAAAGCGCUCGACGCCAGGGAGUGCGCCGCUGCUGUCGCGGAGGAGGGGGAGCUGGGUAUCAGCGAUCUCGAGUGGCGCUCCGUGGGCGCAGCCGCGCUCGAGACCUGCCGCCAGUGCGUGCUCGCAUUCUGCGUCUGGGCCCGCUGCUCGCUGGAUGCGCGCCUGGUGGAUUGCGCGAGCGGUGAGUUCCUGCAGGGGGUCAAG